Brassica oleracea var. oleracea is the source of this 366-nucleotide messenger RNA. RefSeq lists its product as uncharacterized. The transcript has a single exon. The coding region runs from base 1 to 366 and encodes 121 amino acids. NCBI's taxonomy places the organism in Eukaryota, Viridiplantae, Streptophyta, Magnoliopsida, Brassicales, Brassicaceae. The record is from RefSeq and is a predicted model, not a curated record.
AUGCGUCAAGAAUCCGUCAGAAAAGAUGUCGAACGUGCUUUUGGAGUAUUGCAAUCGAGGUUUGCAAUAGUUAAAAACCCAAUGAAACUAUGGGAUAAGGAAAAGAUAGGAAGGAUUAUGAGAACUUGUGUCAUACUGCACAAUAUGAUAGUAGAGAAUGAACGCGACGGAUACACUCUGUAUGAUACAUCCGACUUCGAAGCAGGAGAGUCAAGCAGAAGUUCGAAGGUGAAAAGGAGAGAAAGUGUGAAUAUCCCUAAUAUGCUUGGGAUUCGGAAUCAAAUUCGGGAUCCACAGAUACAUGAUCGUUUGAAAGCUGAUUUAGUUGAAAAUGUAUGGGAAAAACGUGGUAAUCAUGAUGAAUAA